Stegastes partitus (bicolor damselfish) is the source of this 4509-nucleotide messenger RNA. It is a transcript of the gene arhgap22b, whose product is annotated as Rho GTPase activating protein 22b. The record is from RefSeq and is a predicted model, not a curated record. Bases 12 to 2261 code for a protein of 749 amino acids. Gene Ontology annotation, biological process: signal transduction; activation of GTPase activity. The transcript has 10 exons. Gene Ontology annotation, cellular component: focal adhesion. NCBI's taxonomy places the organism in Eukaryota, Metazoa, Chordata, Actinopteri, Pomacentridae. Gene Ontology annotation, molecular function: GTPase activator activity.
GUGGACGAGCGAUGACAGCCAUGCUGAGCCCAAAGAUCAGACAGACCCGGAGAGCCAGGUCCAAGAGCAUGGUGAUGGGCGAGGUGUCUCGAGGCCCGUGCCGGCCGGCCUCCCCCAGCCUCCAGGAGGGGGCGCUGAAGGCUGGCUGGCUGAAGAAGCAGCGAAGCAUCAUGAAGAACUGGCAGCUCCGCUGGUUCGUGCUGCGCUCAGACCAGCUCUACUUCUACAAGGACGAGGAAGAAACCAAACCACAGGGCUGUAUACCCCUGCAAGGAUGCCAAGUCAACGAACUGACAGCGAACCCAGACGAACCAGGACGACACCUGUUUGAGAUCGUACCAGGUGGAACCGGAGAGAAGGACCGGGCCCCCAUCAGCCAUGAAUCCUUCCUGCUCAUGGCAAACUCCCAGACGGACAUGGAUGACUGGGUAAAGGCCAUCCGACGGGUCAUCUGGGCGCCGUUUGGAGGAGGGAUCUUUGGCCAGCGUCUAGAGGACACGGUGCAGUAUGAGAAGAAGUUUGGCCCCCGCCUGGCACCCCUGCUGGUGGAGCAGUGUGUGGACUUCAUCAGAGACAGGGGUCUGGAUGAGGAGGGUCUCUUUCGGAUGCCGGGACAGGCCAACCUCGUCAAAGAGCUGCAGGAGGCCUUUGACUGUGGGGACAAGCCUUUGUUUGACAGUAACACAGACGUCCACACGGUGGCAUCCUUGCUGAAGUUGUACCUCCGAGAGCUGCCUGAACCAGUGAUCCCCUUCUCCAAAUAUGAAGACUUUCUAACCUGUGCACAGCUUUUGGCCAAAGAUGAGGAGGAGGGGGUCCAGGAGCUUGGAAAGCAAGUCAGCACUCUACCUCUAGCCAACUACAAUCUCCUCAAGUACAUAUGCAAAUUCCUUGAUGAGGUCCAGUCCCACUGUAAUGAGAACAAGAUGAGUGUCCAGAACCUCGCCACAGUUUUCGGACCAAAUAUCCUUCGACCUAAGAUGGAGGACCCAGUCACUAUCAUGGAAGGUACAUCUUUGGUCCAGCACCUGAUGACUAUCCUUAUUAGGGAACACAACCGUUUGUACUCAGGGAGGGACCAGGAAGGGCUCGCUCUAUCCCAGACUGAGCUCCCAGUCCAGGGGCAUCAGCUCCAGCACCGCAGCUUAGGUGCUUGGAUCUCUGAAGAGGACCUGCAGACCUGCCCCGUCUCCAACCCCGACCAAGAACUGCACAGCAGUGCCUCGUCUCUGGAUGCCAAACUGUGUGCAGCCGUCACUCCCACCCAGACCCCCAAUCCAAACCCUGGACCAAAACUUGGGUCUCCAUCAGGGAAGGGCGAGACGGUGGUCAGCCCGAGCAAACAAGCCAAGACCAUGCCUUCCUGGAAAUACUCCUUCAAAAGCUCCUCAGCACCUCGUUCCCAACCGCAAGCCAAGCAGAGCAGCAGCGGUGGCUCAGUGGCAGAUACAACCAGUGUAUCUUCUGGUGGUGGUGGAGGCGGAAGUGGAGGUAACUGGCUCAUGAAUGGUUUGUCCUCCUUGAGGGGACACCGGCGCACAUCUUCAGGCGAGCGCUCCGCCCGUGACCGUGACUCCACCGGUUCCUCCCAGAGGCUGUCCACCUACGACAACGUCACCUCCUCCUCAAGCAUGGGAAGUGUUCCAAGUGUAUCCAGCACACCGUGGUCCACGUCCUCCUGUGAGAUCUCUGUCCCAGACUCCGGAAGCGAGCCCUCGCCACAUCAGAACUGUCGAGGUGGGGUAGAGGGUGGAGAAAAGGGGGAGUGGAUGGAAGGCCAGAGAGAUAUUGACAGAGGAAGGGAUGGAGGGAUGACGACAGAGCCGAGCUCUGAACAGGACAGUUGUGAGGCCAUGGAGUUGUGCAGCAGUAGUGCAGUCUGCAGCGAGAAUGGAAACAUGGCCAUGGCCCCCGGGGUGCCGUCCAUCAUCAUGUCUGAAGAUGGAGAUGGGACAAACCUAACACUCAGCAGCUUGGUGGAAGGACUGAAGGACGAGUUGAGAAAACAGAAGACUUCAUAUGAGACCAGGAUCCAAAAACUGGAAGAGUCCAGCGCUGCUCUGUGUGCCCAGAUGGAGCGUUUGGAGCAAGAGAUGGAGCAGGAGAAGAAGAAGCAACGCAUGCUGGAAAUCAAACUACGAAACUCCGAGCGGGCACGAGAGGACGCAGAAAACCGCAACCGGCUGUUGGAGAAGGAAAUGGAGGAUUUCUUUUCCACACUGGGGGAUCUGGCCCUGGGUGCGAGGACUAGUGACAUUUGAAACAGCGUGGCCUCUCAUCCGUCUGGGGCCAACCCUGUCGCUGUGGUCCAGGUUUAUAUUUCAGGGCCUUUUAAGGGCUCACACCGUCCUCAGUGCAUCGGGAUGUUCCUUCAAAAGAAGACUUGAACGAGAAAAUCAAGGAAAGGUGCAGAUUCAGGACAAGUUGAAGUAUAUUGAAGUGUAAAGAUGAAUUCUGAAGGAAGUAACUGACAGACUGAGGGAUCCUUACUAGAAUGACCUCCGCUGAGCAAUGAGCAGUUUUGACUUUCUUACGCAUGCUUGAAACUGAACGUUAAGAAGAUGGCCCUCUGUAUAAGGAGUCUAGGGUUCGUCUUGUGAAGGCAGUAUUUUAAACGGUUCAGGUGCCUGUAACAUGACCGGUGGGACACAAUGUAAUUUCCCUGACAUUCUCUGUAAUGGAGAGCACUGACUUCUUCAACCACUACUUCACAAGUACACUAAGUGAAUGGAUUUUGUGCUGAAACUGUAAGACUUGUUCAAAACAUCAAUGUUGAAUGCAGACAGCUGACUGAUAUUUAUCUUUAUGAGGUAUUUAUCUCAAAGCAAUAGUUUGACAUUUUGGGAAAAGGGCCUAUUUGCUCUCUUACCUAAAAUUAGACGAGAAGUUUGAUGCCACUUUCAUGUCUGUAGGUCAAAUAAGAAGCUACAGCUUGAAGCUAGUUAGCCUAACUUAACAUAAAGAGAGGGAAAAAGCUAGCCUGUAGCUCAGCAUGACGGUAAAAAUUAAACACCAUCAUCACUUGUAAAGCUAACUAGUUAUAUCUCAUUUGCUGAAUACUUAUAAAAACUGAAAUGUAAAAAAACACAAGUAGUGCUUUUUACAGGAGGUUACAGUCUUAAUGCUAACCCAAGCUAGCUGGCUCUAGCUUCAUCGAAUUUAGCAGUGUCAGUCUGCUUCGCUCACGUCUUCGCUAACUUUUCUUCCCAAAAUGUCAAACAAUUUCUUAUACUGCAGGGUCGGUUCAGCCUGUAGUGGAAGCUACCAAGUUACUUUCUUUUUGUCCAGGCUUUGAAAAUACAGAAGAAUUGAAAUUGUAAUUUUUCGAGUGUGGUUUUAAUGCUGUGAGCACCAGACAUGGAUUUUUAAAGUGGGGUGGUGGUGGUGGCCAAACUCCAAUUAUGUACAGUGUAUCUCUAAACCUGGGCAAAUGAAAGUAUUUGUAACCACUAGUUGUAAGUAUUUUUAUGUCAUUUGGGUGAACUGACUCCUAAAUAACCGUGGUAGCUUUAGCAGAGGUUCCUCUACUUGCAAUUAUCGUCCUCCAUAUUUAUACUGCAGACAUUUUUUUUUGCCAAGUGUUUUACUGUGGAAUCCAAUUUGUGUAACUUAACACAACCAGGUUUAACUAGAUUUUCCAAACAGUUUAUUUUGGAGAAACGCUGAAGCAUUAACAGAUGGGACUUCUGCCAUAGCUGCCUCUAAAUCCUUCUUUGUCCUCAGGCCCUUCCAGUGCCUCUAUCGUCACCAUCUUCAUGGUUUCCAAGUCCAUUUGAUGGCGAAGCCUCAGUCUUCGGUUCUCUCCGAUCCUCACUGAUGUCAAUAUACCUUUAAUGUACAGAUAAUAUCACAGGGACAAUGAAAACAAUUCUUCAAGCAUUUUCAUCUUGCGCAUGCUGCAUGGCACACAGGACAUGUGGCUCAUUUACAGUACUCAGUAAAUACCAAAGCUGGACCGCCUCAGCUGUUCGCUCACUACAGAUCAGAAUGGCCUGCCUGGAAGCCAUGUUGAUUUUGGCACAUGAAGCUGAACACUGCCCUCAAAGAAACAAUGGAGUUUCCUGGUUGUGCCUUCAGGGAAGUGUUUUUAAAUAGGAAAAAAUGUAGUGUUGCUUGCUUGUCCAGAGAUGUAGUGCAUAUAUUCGCCCAUAGUACACACAGUGGCUGCAUUGUUUUUGUUUCUUUUUUAUUAUUAUGGAACAAACUGCUGAUGCUGAAGAAUCCCUAGAAGGUGCCAAUUCUUGUGAAAGUGAAUCGUGAAUUGAAUGGAAGUUUUUGCAUUAAGAAUGUAUCCUUGUAGUGAAUGUAAUGUGUUGUUGACGAAACCAGCCCUAUGGAAAAAAAAAAAUGUGUAUGUUUUUCAGAGGGGAGAGAAAAACAACUCUAACUCCAUAUACCAUUAGACUCGCAUAUCAGGCUCCAGCUGGGCUGUAUGGAAGACCAAACCUGCCAAAAGCAAAACAAAUACAGAAAUUAAUACAUGACUCAAUAGCUAUAUUAUUAUGCCUU